Dibothriocephalus latus is the source of this 1476-nucleotide messenger RNA. Lineage: Eukaryota; Metazoa; Platyhelminthes; Cestoda; Diphyllobothriidea; Diphyllobothriidae. The record is from the annotation of a GenBank genome assembly.
AUGUACUCUAAACGAAAGGAGCUGAGGUCAGUCGGUGAAUGGGCUUUUGUUACCGGCGCAGCCGCCGGUAUUGGUCUGGCCUUCUGCAAGGAACUUGCCAAGGAGGGACUUAAGAUCCUCAUGGUAGAUAUGAAUGGGCCGAAACUAAAGUCUCCCGCCAAAGAAGUGGAGGAGGCAUUUGGUGUGGAAACUCGAACACCGAAACUGGAUCUCUCCAACGUAGAGAACGUCGGUGAAAUCAGGGAUACCAUUAACGCACUCUCAUCAGUGGCCUGCUUCGUCAACAACGCCUUUGACAAUCGAUGUUUUAUGGCAAACCUGGAUUUUAUGCCCUGCAUGCGAGCUGCCCUGCCAAAACUCUCUGAAGCAGCCUACUUACGGAGGCCCUUCCUUAUCACCAUAACUUCCAUCGAUGUUUGCUUAAACCAUCCGAAUGCUAUUUUCACCAGAGUGCCACUCAGCAAUCCCUUUGUGCCGUCAGCAGAUGUCUUUGCGGCUGCAGCCCUAGACAUGCUAGGAGUUGAGGAGAUUAAUUGUGGCUACUUUUUUGAUGCUCUACAGUUCUGGUUCUCUGAUCUUUCUCGGAUGCUUUUCAGGUCUUCUGGAGGUGUCCUACUCGUGACCGCACCGAGCUUGGCGACAACCGUUGCUCUCGUUAUCACGAUAGAAUUCAGUCCUUUCCCCCACAACAUGGGAUGGUUAUGGAGGACUGUUGGUCUUGCAGCGGCAUCUCCCCUGAUAUACAUCACCGCCGUGGUCGUCUCUGCGACCUUAAAAUAUACAGUUGGAAAAUGGCUGUUUUCUAAACGAAAGCAGCUGAGGUCGGCCGGUGAAUGGGCUGUUGUUACCGGUGCGGCUGCCGGCAUUGGUCUGGCCUUCUGCAAGGAACUUGCCAAGGAGGGACUGAAAAUCCUCAUGGUGGAUGUGAAUGGGCCAAAACUAAUGUCUGCCGCCACAGAAGUGGAGGAGGCUUCUGGUGUGGAAACUCGAACCCUGGAACUGGAUCUCUCCAAGAUUGUCGAUGUGAAUGUCCGUGGCUUCACCUGCGCCACGCGAGCUGCCUUGCCGAAGCUCUGUGAGACAGCCCAUCUACGGCGGCCCUUCAUCAUCAACAUGAGUUCCAUCAGUGCUGUGCUGAGAUUCCCUGGGUUUUCUGUCUAUGCUGCCUCCAAGUCCUACGUCAAGACUCUGACCGACUGUCUGCAGGUGGACCUGCGGGGCUCGGGCGUCCGUCUGCAGACCUACAUACCCUGUCUCAUUUCAACUAAGAUGACCAAGGUGCCACCCAGCAGACCCUUUGUGCCCACGGCGGAUAUCUUCGCCGCUGCGGCUCUGGACAUGCUGGGCGUUGAGCAGAAUGGUUGUGGCUACUUUUAUCAUGAUGUGCAGUACCGGAUCUUUCGUUUCUAUCUGCUGAUCUUCGGGGUUCGUGGCAGUGCCCGACAGAAGAAAUCACAGUAUAAGCGGAAGGACUAA